Molecule: messenger RNA, 2334 nt
Organism: Aricia agestis (brown argus)
Lineage: Eukaryota; Metazoa; Arthropoda; Insecta; Lepidoptera; Lycaenidae
Gene: eIF3b
Product: eukaryotic translation initiation factor 3 subunit B
Exons: 10
Coding region: 65-2155 (696 amino acids)
Biological process (GO): translational initiation
Cellular component (GO): eukaryotic translation initiation factor 3 complex
Molecular function (GO): translation initiation factor activity; translation initiation factor binding; RNA binding
Source: RefSeq, a predicted model, not a curated record
CUCUUGUUUGUGGUUUUAGUCCACUAAUGGCGUGUCUUCCGGUACCACACGUUACAACAUCAAAAUGGCAAAGAAAAAGGGUGAUGAUAAAGUGAAUCCCGCUCCACAGAGUGACAAUGAAGAGCAAAAUCUUGAGGAGGAGCCAGAUUUUGAUGAUCCGGAGGGAUUUGUGGAUGAUAUAACCGAGGAAGAAUUGUUAGCGGACCUUUUAGAACAGAAACCGAAGGAAUCGGACGGUUACGAGAAUGUUAUCAUAGUUGACGGAUGCCCGCAGGUAGGGCCGGAACGUCUGGAGAAGUUACAAAGUGUAAUCAAUAAGAUCUUUAGCAAGUUUGGCAAGAUUGUCAACGAGUAUUAUCCCACAAAUGAAAAUGGGAACACAACGGGUUACAUCUUCCUUGAAUAUAGUAAUCCGCAAAACGCCGCCGAAGCAGUACAAGCCACAAACAACUGUAAACUAGAUAAACAACAUACAUUCUUAGUAAACCUAUUCACUGACUUCAAAAAGUAUGCUGACAUCCCCAAAGAGUGGGAGCCACCUGCGCCUCAGCCGUUCAAGGUCCAAUCAGACCUGCAAUGGUACCUGAUGGAUCCUGAUGCAUAUGACCAGUUCCUCGUCGGAAUUGGUACUGGUGUGGCUCUACAGGUGUGGCAGAAUGCUCUUCCGGAGCCUGUUGUGUUGCAGGAGAGACCGAAUUGGACUGAAACAUACGCAGUAUGGUCGCCACUCGGUACGUACCUGGCUACCUUCCACUGGAGGGGUGUGGCACUGUGGGCGGGGCCCAAAUUCAGUCAGUUUCAAAAAUUCUCUCACCACGAGGCUCGGUUCAUCUCCUUCUCGCCAUGUGAGAACUACCUUGUCACAUUCUCACCCAACAGUGACAGGGGAGAGGAUAAGAAACUAAUUAUUUGGGAUAUCAGGACUGGUCAAGAGAAGCGUAGUUUUCCACCGCCAGAGGAGUACGUGACGUGGCCCAUAUUCCGCUGGAGCAAAGACGACAGGUUCUUCGCAAGGCUCAGCACUGAUAUGCUGUCCGUUUACGAAACGCCAAGUUUCGGUCUGUUAGAUAAAAAAUCUAUUAAGAUUCCUGGUAUAAGAGAUUUCUCUUGGUCACCAUCUGACAAUGUGUUGGCAUACUGGGUAGCGGAAGACAAGGAUGUCCCCGCUCGUGUUACACUCCUCGAACUGCCCAACCGUACUGAAACAAGAUCCAAGAAUCUGUUCUCCGUAGCCGACUGUAAGAUACACUGGCAGAAGAGCGGUGACUACCUCUGCGUGAAAGUUGACCGGUACUCCAAAGUCAAGAAAGACAAGAACGAGAUAAAGUAUUCUGGAAUGUAUUAUAACUUUGAAAUAUUCCAUAUGAGGGAGAAAGAGAUUCCGGUCGAUUCCGUGGAAAUCAAGGAACCGAUUCAGGCGUUUGCUUGGGAGCCAAUUGGAUCCAAGUUUGCGAUUAUACAUGGCGAUCAAGCGAAUAUUUGCAUCAGUUUCUACCAAGUUAACACCGGUCAGGCUCCGACGCUGCUGAAGAAGUUUGAGAAGACAACCUUCAAUCAUCUCUUCUGGUCACCCAUGGGUCAGUUUAUCGUGCUAGCCAACUUAGGUCUGACUGGUGGUGCGCUAGAGUUCUUGGACACUAAUGACUUUACAAUAAUGAAUGUGUCGGAUCAUUACCAGAUGUCCGGCAUUGAAUGGGAUCCUACGGGUCGUUAUGUGGUGACAGGUGUGUCCUCACUCAAGUGUAAGAUGGACUGCGGCUACUAUCUUUGGUCCUUCCAAGGAAAGAUUUUGAGGAGAGUAAUGAAAGAAGGAUUCGCUCAGUUCCUCUGGCGACCUCGCCCGCCGACGCUUCUGUCUGAUAAACAACAGAAGGAAAUUAAGAAGAAUCUUAAGAAAUACUACUCCCAGUUCGAAUCCAAGGAUCGUAUGAGGAGCAGUAAAGCUAGCAAGGAGCUGGUGGCGAAGCGCACGGAGCAGAUGAAGAAGCACGUGGAGUACCGCGAGGCGAAGUCGCGCGAGUGGGCCGAGCAGAAGCCGCGCCGGCUCGAGCUCAGAAACUAUGUCGAUACUGACGGUCUCGACACCGACCAAUCUAAUACUGUGGAGGAGGUAGUUGAAUUCUUUGUGAAAGAGGAACAAACCGUCAUCGAGUAGUCAACAUAGAGCCCCCGCCGGGGCGGGGGGUCGCCCCUGCCUCACGUUUUUAAUAAACGGACAUACAAGCAUACAAGUUUUUUUAUAUCACCCCAUACUGUCACAAUGUGUAAUGUAAUUCAGUUAAAUUAUACAGCUAAUGUUUAUAGAAGUAAAAUUAAAUUCGUACGUUUCAAAAA